UUCUGAAGUAGUUGUGCCAUUGCCUGUCCUACUUUCAUACUUUCCGUCUUUAUUUCAUUUGGAUGGCGGACCGCAAAGCGAGACUCGCCGCUUUGGCAGCUCGCGCUGGACGUGGCAGCAUUCCGGACGCGCCGUUGGAAGGGGCAAAUGAACCGGGUGAAACUGUCAUCCCGGAGGAGCCGACCCUGGCACCAGAAAUGGCAUUGACUGAUCCAGCUGUCUCUCUUCGCAAAAACAAACCCGUUGAUAAAAGUCUCCCGCUCGGAGAAUCCGAACCAGCUAGUAAGCGAGCCAAACCGGAUUCCUCCGACACGAACAAUGCACUCCAACAGGCACUGGUCAAGGCCAGGGCGGAAGCUUCGCUAGCCACCGUUGCGAAUACCGAAUAUAUUGCCUCCGUAGCACCGCGGAAAAUCAACGACGAUUUGAAACGAGAUGUACAGCCAAAGUUGGAUAAAUUGGAACGCCGUACCCACAAAGCUAUUGUGGAAUUGCUCAAGGCGAGGCUGGAGCAAGAGGCUGCUGCGGAAGAAAUCGAUUGAAUUUCGGCUAUUCUCCAGCGUGUGAUUCACACACACGCUACGUGUUUCUGCUGUCUAAUCCAUUCUUAUAGUAAAUUUUUAUAUUUGGGGCGCU
Phaeodactylum tricornutum CCAP 1055/1 is the source of this 636-nucleotide messenger RNA. RefSeq lists its product with no specific name. The transcript has a single exon. NCBI's taxonomy places the organism in Eukaryota, Bacillariophyta, Bacillariophyceae, Surirellales, Neidiaceae. Bases 63 to 542 code for a protein of 159 amino acids. Gene Ontology annotation, cellular component: post-mRNA release spliceosomal complex; U2-type spliceosomal complex. The record is from RefSeq and is a predicted model, not a curated record.